AUGAAAGUCGUGGAGAAGGAUUCGGACAGAAUAGCCGAGGUCAACGUCUUCGUCGAAGGCCAAGUUCCGGCAUUGAAAGAGUACGGUAAGUAUAUCGAUCCAAGGGACAAAGCGAUAUGUUGCUACGUGGCCCUGUAUGAAGGCGAUAAGCCUCGUAUCAGAGGCCACUUCUCUGGCACGACUCUGGCCGUGGCCUGGGAUACUAUUGUGGACGGAGUACUUCGCAAGGCAAACUCGUACGCAGCCAAAGCCGUAAGCUUCCAGCACAAAAGGAAGAUAGAAACAGUAAAGUUUUUGUACAAGACUACGAAGGGGAUCAUUGAUACCGACAUCACCGUGGCGCCACUGCUAGGUUUCGCUACGACACAAAACAAUGACCCUGAGACAAUCGGGACUUUGGAACUGCGUCUAUACAUUACCCGACAGCUAGGGACUUGGCACGAUAUAGGUGAAGUUAAAAAGUACUUCACGGUUGGAGGUAGCAUCGGGGACAAGCAAACAGGUAGUAUGGAACAGAAGGUGAGUUACAAGGUCAUCCCUCCGACUUUCGAGAUGUCGUUCGAGAUGAACGCUGCUCUUCUAGAGGACAGGCAGCCAAAUCUUCAACAGCGCAAGGUGGAUGCGAAACGUCCAGGCACAGAGCCCUGGGCCAUAUUUCGUUUCCACUAUCGACGUCAAGAAGAGAUUUCAGCGCGAGAAAUAAAGAUGACUUAUGACCCGAACAGCAAAGAGAAACCUAAACCGCAUACCUUAUUUCUAAAUCCCGUACCCACUCUGCAAUUGGGCGAAAAACCGUGUAAGAACGACGGGGACGCCUUGUCCCGAUCAUCAUCAUCUCCAAUGCCUUCUGGCAAACCUUCUACUCCGGCAAGAAGCGCAAAGCCGGGCCUCAAAGUAAGAGUCAAAAAGGCGCUCGACAGUCUCGAGUCUGAGAGGGACGCUCCUACUAUCUCUACUGGCAACGAUGGCGACAAGGUUGUUGACAAAAUUGCUGUUACGCCUCCUGAGCCGGCAGCCAACUGUAUCGCAAAGUUGUCUGAUCUUCCAGGUCUCGAGACUAAGCCCACACUUUUACAUCCAGAAAUACCCGCGGUCGCAGCGGAAGAAACAAUUGGGAAGCCUCCACAGUCGCCCAUCACGCAAGGAAAGAAGCCGAUUGAGAGACCAGCGCCAAUUAGUGGUAUCACGAGUGCGCGAAAGAAGCCAGAUACCCUGCCCGUCGCAGCGAUACCGACCAAGCGUCAGAUAUCCACCAAAGAUAGCGCGACGUCCGAGCCAAAGCGCACCAAGGCCGUCGUGACGCCUCCUGCACCCUUCAUCGAGCCUAUAGUUCCAAGUACCCCUCUGCGCUCACCUACCCCAAAGCCCAUGUCAAUCGAGCGACAGCUUGCGGAUCAGCGCAAGAAGCUCGAAGAACUGCGUAAGAAGCGUAGCGAUACUGCUCACAAACAAGCUGUGAUCGACAAAGAGAUGAUCCCCUACAAGCAGCGUAUGGCCGAGGAGCUGGAUCGUCUCCAUCAAAUGAUGACAGAAGAGGAGAACGCUUAUACUGAGGAGACUGAACACUACAGUGCUAGUAUCAGGAUUCUGCAAGAGUUCAAAAAGGCAGAAGGUGGCAACUAG
Alternaria arborescens is the source of this 1623-nucleotide messenger RNA. RefSeq lists its product as hypothetical. The transcript is spliced from 3 exons. The record is from RefSeq and is a predicted model, not a curated record. Lineage: Eukaryota; Fungi; Ascomycota; Dothideomycetes; Pleosporales; Pleosporaceae. The coding region runs from base 1 to 1623 and encodes 540 amino acids.